Messenger RNA from Gamsiella multidivaricata, 2744 nucleotides. Its product is annotated as MCM2/3/5 family-domain-containing protein. Gene Ontology annotation, cellular component: nucleus; MCM complex. The record is from RefSeq and is a predicted model, not a curated record. The transcript has 6 exons. Gene Ontology annotation, molecular function: single-stranded DNA helicase activity; ATP binding; single-stranded DNA binding. The coding region runs from base 34 to 2592 and encodes 852 amino acids. Gene Ontology annotation, biological process: double-strand break repair via homologous recombination. NCBI's taxonomy places the organism in Eukaryota, Fungi, Mortierellomycota, Mortierellomycetes, Mortierellales, Mortierellaceae.
GCCCAUUGCACUACUCCUGCAUGUCGUUUCGAAAUGGUUCCUCAAGAAACCGAGAGUGAGGAGCAUUUUAGAGCUGCGCUCAAACAGGCCAUCCUCGAUCGGCACUAUGAAGAGAUCUGCGAUAUCUUGUUUGCCGUGGACACGACGCAGCAUUACUCUGUCGUCAUAGACAUCAUGGCCCUGGUCGACUCUGCCUCGGAUUCGCAGCUCUGGUCUCAACUCGCAGCCUCGCCUCACACAGUCCUUCCGAUUCUCGAUUCUGUUCUUCAGGAUGUACAGCUUGAAUUAUUCAAGAUUAACAAUGACCCAAGCAGUCAGGAUGGGGUGGUAGAGGGCGAGAGAACACCUAUGUAUCUUAAGCCGAAGUGCUCUGCACGAGUGAUGGGUUUACCGGCAGCAGAGUCCCGGAGAAUGACAAUCCCAAAUUCAGCGGACGUUGGAACGUUUUUAUCAAUUACUGCAACGGUCAUUAGAACGGGUGUCGUCAAAAUGCUGGAGAAUUCGAAAAGAUUUUACUGUCCGACAUGCAAACAGCAGUUUGAGGUCCUGGCCGAUGUGGAGCAGUACAACCAAGUUGUCCAACCAACAAAAUGUCAGGCAACGACGAAUGUGCGUCCUUGUACAGGGAACCGAUUCCGAUUAAUCGAAACCCCACCAGGUCAAUUGCCUGAAGGCUGCCGUGAUUAUCAGGAGAUUAAGAUUCAGGAACAGACUAACAAAUUGACAAUGGGAACUAUCCCAGGAUCCAUGGUUGUCAUUCUUCAUGACGACCUUGUUGAUCAUGCCAAAUCGGGAGACGAUGUAACGAUCACCGGUACGGUGAUUCGCAGAUGGAAGACGCUUAUACCUGGCGAGCGCUGCGAUAUUGAACUCGCCCUGCUCGCCAAUCACGUAUUUAUCCAUAAUGAACAGCGCGUCGGCAUCGGGAUCGCAGAUGAGCAGCGUGUUGAAUUCGAGCACUUUUGGGAGCAGGCACGCUUGCCUUCAAUCAACAUGCCCUUUACUGCCCGCAACAAGAUCCUGGCGCACAUCUGUCCCAAGGUCUAUGGACUUUAUAUUGUCAAACUCGCUGUCAUGCUGGUUUUGACUGGAGGAGUUCAAAAGGUCGACCAAUCGGGUCUCAGGGUUCGAGGUGAGCCCCAUUUGCUCUUGGUGGGCGAUCCGGGUACUGGAAAAUCCCAGUUUUUGAAGUAUGCUGCGGAGCUGAAUCCGCGAUCUGUGCUCACGACAGGGAUUGGGAGCAGCAGUGCAGGAUUAACAGUGACGGCUGUGCGGGACGGCAACGAGUGGCAAUUAGAGGCUGGAGCACUGGUUCUGGCGGACCGAGGAUUGUGUUGCAUUGACGAGUUUGGAGGUAUGAGAGAGCACGACAAGACGGCGAUUCAUGAGGCAAUGGAACAGCAGUCGAUCUCGAUUGCCAAGGCGGGAAUUGUCUGCAAGCUGAACACGCGAUGCUCAGUGAUUGCUGCCACGAAUCCAAAGGGGAAAUAUGACCCAGACCAGUCGGUGUCUAUCAAUAUCGCCCUGGCUAGUCCGCUGCUGAGUCGAUUCGAUAUCGUGCUUGUGCUGAUGGAUACGGGUAAUGCAAACUGGGAUCAGAAGAUUUCGUCUUAUAUCCUGGAUACACGGAUGAAGAUGGACGGGUAUGCGCCGAAGAAGAAGUCCCUAUCGAGAAAGGAAAUUAUUAGGAGACGAAAACGACUGAGGAGGAUGAGGCGACAGCGUGAGAUGGAAGCAACCGGCGAAGUUCCUCAGAAUGGCGAUGGCGAAGUGGAAGAUAGUCUUGAGGACGAUGAGCCUAACAUUGUCGAGGACGAUGAAGAGGAGGAGGAGGUAGCACCAGCAGGAAAGGAAGAACCAUGGACCCUCGACAAACUGAAGGCAUAUCUGAUUUGGAUUAAAACCACAUUCGAGCCCAAACUUACCCCGCCGGCGGAGCAGGUCUUGGUGUCGUACUACCAGCUACAACGAAAAGCUGACCUUCGGAACGCUGCGAGGACAACUAUCCGUCUUCUGGAGUCCUUGAUUCGUCUGAGCCAGGCCCACGCACGCCUCAUGGCUCGAAAUUUUGUCACGGUGCAGGAUGCGAUCGUGAUUGUGUCGUUGCUGGAAGCCACGGCGCAAGGUGGAGCAGCCAUGCUGGGCGGGAUCAAUCCCCUGCAUGCCAGCUUUCCCAAGAAUGCUGAGGAUGAGUAUUGGAGACAGGAAGAAGUCAUGCUGAGCCGCUUGGGUUUGUCCCAUUUGGCGUCGCGACCGACGCUGGAGGGCAGCCCAGCGGCAGAAUCAGAUGGUGAGGAGCCAACAGAUACCAAUGUUACGCAUGAUGGAGUAUCUAGGCCAAGGCUGAAGCGCACCCGAACGCCGGAAGACGGAGAUAGAGAAACGAGUCGGUACUUUUCCAGUCCGCACCAAAGUGGCAACCUUAGCGGAAGUAUGGUGCUGGAUGAUCAGGCAGAGACAGAGUUGUUAGAACGGUAUCGACGUGAGGAUAACGAUGGCACACUUGCAGAGUUGAAGGAGGAGCCAUUGAUUGAUAGACGCGCUAGCCGACGGAGGGCCGCUGCUACUGCUGCUACGACGGCGGUGGAUUGAAAGGGUAAAGGGGCUGUGCGCGAACAAAAUAGCUUGUCGGUGCGGCGGCCUGAUCAUGAGCAUUUCAGGAGUACCAAUAACGCGGUCGAGGAGAAAGAAGUAGGGACGUUUCCGCAUGUCUAUUACAUUUACAAUAAAAGAUUCUACUCAAC